Molecule: messenger RNA, 1233 nt
Organism: Penicillium malachiteum
Lineage: Eukaryota; Fungi; Ascomycota; Eurotiomycetes; Eurotiales; Aspergillaceae
Product: RNA-DNA hybrid ribonuclease
Exons: 3
Coding region: 1-1233 (410 amino acids)
Biological process (GO): DNA replication, removal of RNA primer
Molecular function (GO): RNA-DNA hybrid ribonuclease activity; nucleic acid binding
Source: RefSeq, a predicted model, not a curated record
AUGCCUCCCACAAAUACCUCCGACGUCAUGAAGGGCGCUACUCCCUCGCCUAGCCCGGCACCCGUCCCGAAAGGCUCGCCGGGCCCGAACACACCUCCCGCGGGGGUCAAGCGCAAGAGAACCGCCGCGGCGAAAUACUACGCCGUGAAAGCAGGCUUUAAGCCAGGAAUUUAUUAUGGAUGGCCAGAGUGCUUGGCUCAGAUCACAGGGUACAAGGGAGCCAUUUUCCAAUCGUUUUUAAGCCACGAAGAUGCGACUGCUUUUUUGAAUGGUGUUAAGAGCUCGUCCAGCCAGGCUGCGGAUGGCACAGAGAGAUUUUAUGGGAUACAAAGAGGUCGCGUUCCGGGCGUUUACACGGACUGGCCAAAAGCACAGGAACAAAUCAAAGGAUUCCCACGUCCACGGUAUCGCAAGUUCCCUACUCGGGAAGAGGCAGAAGGAUUUGUGCGUGAGGGACAAGGGCAAGUUCGACCUGUUGAGUCUGGACCUGCUAGCGUAAAAAAACCCACUGGACCACAUGGAAUUAUGAGUGAACCUCCUAAAGAUGCUGAAGGGGUCGAGUUUGCAGCCGGGGAAGGUCCUAUCCCGAUAGGUGCGGAAGAUGGAUUUGACCCUAAUGUGUUGCUGGACCCAUCAACAGGGAAGGUGGUUUACAAGACAGCACCCCAGAAAGCUGCUACUAAGACACAGGCGGCAGGAAUUCCUGGGAUGCUACGAAUCUACACGGAUGGAAGUUCCUUGCGUAAUGGAACACCAUUGGCAUCAGCUGGCGUUGGUGUUUAUUUUGGACCGGGUGAUUCAAGUAGAAAUGUGUCAGAACCAUUGAAAGGUACUCGUCAGACGAAUCAGCGGGCUGAACUAACUGCCAUUCUUCGAGCAAUCGAUAUUGCUCCCCGGCAUCGAGAUGUUACUAUCUUCACAGAUAGUAAAUACUCGAUUGAUUGUGUCACUGUUUGGUUCGUCAAUUGGCGCCGGAAUAAUUGGAUGACGAAGGAUAAGAAACCUGUGGAGAACCGAGAUCUCGUGGAGUCCAUUUUGGUGAAGAUUGAGGAACGUCAAGAACUUAAGGUUAAGACCUUGUUUCAGUGGAUCAAGGGACAUGCCAAUGAUCCUGGGAACGAGGCCGCAGAUAGACUCGCAGUCAAUGGAGCUCAUGAGGGUGUGAAGCAAAAGGCCGAGGCGUUGGAAGCUGCUCGAGAUAUUCCUGAUGAGCUAUUGGAGGAUAAUUUUUGA